AUGGUCAACGAGACGGUGGUUGAAGCUGCGAUGCCGGCCAAGGUGCCCAAAGUGGUAGUUGUGGUGUGCUUAAUUGUUGAGAUGGAACAAGGUGUUGUUGGGACGGCGCCGCUCAUCUCUUGUGAGAGCUUUGAGGAGUGUGCAACAAGAGAAGUGAAGGAAGAAACUGGUUUAGACAUUGAUAAGUUAGAGUUUCUGACAUUCACAAACAACCUGUUCUUAGACAAAGCCAAACCAUACCAUUACGUGGUGAUUUCUAUGCGAGCAGUCUUGGCAGAUCAUCCACAGCCUCAGAAUACUGAGCCAGACUUCUGUGGUGGUUGGGGUUAG
Molecule: messenger RNA, 330 nt
Organism: Rosa rugosa (rugosa rose)
Lineage: Eukaryota; Viridiplantae; Streptophyta; Magnoliopsida; Rosales; Rosaceae
Product: geranyl diphosphate phosphohydrolase-like
Exons: 2
Coding region: 1-330 (109 amino acids)
Biological process (GO): dGTP catabolic process
Cellular component (GO): cytosol
Molecular function (GO): 8-oxo-7,8-dihydrodeoxyguanosine triphosphate pyrophosphatase activity
Source: RefSeq, a predicted model, not a curated record